This is a messenger RNA of Rubroshorea leprosula, 1028 nucleotides long. NCBI's taxonomy places the organism in Eukaryota, Viridiplantae, Streptophyta, Magnoliopsida, Malvales, Dipterocarpaceae. The record is from the annotation of a GenBank genome assembly.
CUUUCUGAGAAAAAAAAGGGAAACUUUUCCGGGCUCAAGGAAGUUUCCCUGGGAAAAAAAAAAAAAAAAAUUUAAUGAUUUUCAGAAGUGAGCUCCUGGGAAGCAAGAAUAAAUGAAUGCUCUUCCUAAUAUGGAUCCCUUUGAGGGUGCAGAUUCUAACCAAACUCCAAGACAACCUGUUGCUGCAUUGACAAAUAGCAACCCUAAUCUUAAGUAUGAAGAAAGCACUCUAACGGAGAAUUCGUGUUUUUAUCAGGUUUCAGAGUUAAUCUCUCUUGGAAAGGAAGACUAUUUUGGAGAUUCAUUGCAGAGUGAGUUUGCUGAUGGGAUGAUAAAGUUUCAGAUUAGUUUCCUGAUGGCAUUACUGUUGCAGCUUCAGCUCCUAGAGAGGAGUUUCAAUCGAAUGACAAUCCCUGAUGAUUUGGCUCGGUUUUUUGCUCUUAUGACGCUACCACCUUCACCAUCAACCAGAAUCUUGCCCCAGAAGAACAAGGUAUCAGAGACCUCAACUUCCUCCACCAGUGUCGGGUCAUUCGACUUAAUUGAUUCAAGUGCUCUUAGAUCCACUGAAAUUUCAUGUUCAGUUGUAUCUUCUGAGAAAAACGUAGUAGAUACCGUCGAUUUUUCAAGCAAGUUCCCAUUAAGUGGAUCCUUUUUGCUCGAGGGUUCAAGUGAAAACUCACCUGCAAGAGAUCUUAUCAUAGCAGUGUUGAUUUGGACGGUUUUGUCUCUCACACUGUUCUUCCAUCUUCCCUGUCAAGUGCAACUUUAUCUGGGGAGAAGGCAUCGGAGACUGGAUUGUUUUCCAGUGUCUUGUCGUCAGAAUUAAUUGGUAAGUAUUAAGACUCAAAUGUAAAGGAAACACUCUUGUUUUCCUUCAUAAUUGAUUUUCAUUUCACAUGUAUUGUGGUUCCAUCAGUGUUAUUGUCCCAGCUCAGUACUAGUCUGUCUGUGUUGUGUGCAUUUUAAACUCAUAUAUCCUGUGUUUUGACUUAUGACUUCUUUUGUAAUAAAUCGUUAGUUUUCCA